This is a messenger RNA of Thermothelomyces thermophilus ATCC 42464, 1590 nucleotides long. RefSeq lists its product as uncharacterized. The transcript has 2 exons. Bases 345 to 1472 code for a protein of 375 amino acids. The record is from RefSeq and is a predicted model, not a curated record. Lineage: Eukaryota; Fungi; Ascomycota; Sordariomycetes; Sordariales; Chaetomiaceae.
AUCGCCAUUAGGGGGCCGCGUGCAAAGAGCCAAGCUCCUGGCGUAUACCAGCUACACUAGUUCUUCCUCCCAUUCAUGUCCCACAGAUUCGCGAGGAAGGGGUGCUGGGUCUUGUAUAUAACCUCGGCGUUGGCCCCCCAAAGUCGAUGCCUCCUGAUCUUUCCCAGCAAGCUGCUCAUGUUUGUUCUUUUGGGGCCUUCUUUUCCAGUUCUGUGAACUUUCGUUUCGUUUCGCCGCUCAUUCACUUUGAUCUACAUUCCCUCUAACCGCGAGGUCGGUUUUUCGAUUCGUUCGACGUUGAGUUUACACAUUCUACGAUCUCUCUACGAGCCGGUUUCGUCAUCAUGUACUCCAAGCUCUCAGUCAUUGCCGCCCUGGUGGCUCUCGUCGAGGCCCGGUUUGGGCAGGAAGGCCUCGUCCAGAGCAAGAUCUCUGCCCUGAGCAACUUCGGAAACCCUGGGCAGGCCGCCACGCUUGCUGGUGCCAGCCCCGGCGUGCUUCUUGCUGGUGCCAAUGCUUGCGCUAAGCUCGAACUCGCCGAUCAGAUCGUCUCGGAGCUCGGAAACGACCCCGAGGUCAUUGCUGCCGCUGCCGCCCUGGUUGCCGCGGAGAAGAACUUCAACCCAUUCGUCACCUCCAUUCCUACCAUUUGCUCCGAUCCCAAUCUCCCCGCUACCCCGGAGCUCCGUGGCAUUGUUCCUCUUGUCGAUCCGGCUGUCGUUGGUUCGGACAUUGAGAAUGCCAACUCGGCCACCUCCCUGACCAAUCCCUUCAAUGCCGAUGGCCUCAGCCAGGCGGAUGUCGCCAUAGCCAACGGUUUCUCCAACUUCACUGCCCAAGCUUCUGACGGGUCUACUACUGGCGGAAACGCUGGCGGCAACAACGGCAACAACAACGGCAACAACAACGGCAACAAUAACGGCAACAACAACGGGAACAACGACGGCAACAACGGCAACAACGGCAACAACGGGAACAAUAAUGGCAACGGAAAUGCCAACAACGGCAAUAACAAUGGUAACGGCGGUACUACCCGCUGCGGUCGCAACAGAAACAACAAAAACAGAAACGGCAACAACGGGAACAAUAAUGGCAACAAUGGCAACGGAAAUGCCAACAACGGCAAUAACAACGGCAACAACGGCGGCAACGGCGGCAACGGCGGCAACAACAACAGCACCGCCACCGAUUUCGGUUCCUGCGACCCGACCAUGAAGUUCGAGGGCGGCCUCGGGGGACGUCCGGCCGAUGAGUUCACGUUCCAGUCCAACGACCCGCAGAUCGCGGCCAACCAGCAGGAGGCCCUCAACCCCAACAUCAUCACGAACCGCAUCUGCGACGAGCUGACCAACAUCUGCGGCGCCAACGACGCCGCCAAGGCCGUCUGCAGGGACGCCCAGGCCCAGAUCCAGGCGCUCGGCACGCGCGACGCCACGACGGCGGAGACGUGGAACCGCUUGCUGGGGUUCUGAUGUGGUGGUUUAAAAAGGGGGAGUACACCUCUGUAAGAGGAGAGGUUGCUACCGUGGGCGAUUUUGUUGCGAUUGAUGAAGGAUGCGUGUCGUUGAGACUUGACAACGCGCGCGACGA